Messenger RNA from Trichomycterus rosablanca, 1797 nucleotides. It is a transcript of the gene rhbg, whose product is annotated as Rh family B glycoprotein. Gene Ontology annotation, cellular component: plasma membrane. Gene Ontology annotation, molecular function: ammonium channel activity. The record is from RefSeq and is a predicted model, not a curated record. NCBI's taxonomy places the organism in Eukaryota, Metazoa, Chordata, Actinopteri, Siluriformes, Trichomycteridae. Gene Ontology annotation, biological process: ammonium homeostasis; ammonium transmembrane transport. Bases 62 to 1438 code for a protein of 458 amino acids. The transcript has 10 exons.
ACCUGUAGCUGAUAUCCCUGCUCCCUUCCACAGAGAGAGAGAGGGUUCGCCAAGCUUCACCAUGGCUAGUUACUCCACCAACCAGCGCAUGAAACUACCCUUGGUGUGCAUCGUGCUCGAGGUCAUUCUCAUCAUCCUCUUCGGUGUGCUAGUGGAGUAUGAUGACCACACCGACCCCCGCAAAUGGCACAAGAAUCAGACGAGUGUCAAUAACGCCGAGAACGAUUUCUACUUCAGAUAUCCCAGUUUCCAAGAUGUCCAUGUGAUGAUCUUCAUCGGCUUCGGGUUCCUCAUGACGUUCCUGCAGCGUUAUGGCUUCAGCAGUGUUGGGUUUAACUUCCUCAUUGCUGCUUUUUCUUUGCAGUGGGCCACGCUCAUGCAGGGCUUCUUCCAUGGCUUACAUCAUGGCAAGAUCCACGUUGGAGUGGAGAGCAUGAUCAAUGCAGACUUCUGCACCGGCUCAGUGCUGAUCUCAUUUGGAGCCGUACUGGGCAAGACAAGCCCAUUCCAGAUGCUGGUCAUGGCCAUCUUUGAGGUCACGCUGUUUGCUGUGAACGAGUUUAUUCUCCUCACUCUUUUGGCUGCAAAAGAUGCCGGGGGAUCGAUGACCAUCCAUACAUUCGGAGCGUACUUUGGACUGAUGGUGACACGUGUGCUGUACAGGCCCAACCUGGACAAGAGCAAGCACAAGAACGGCUCUGUGUACCAUUCUGACCUCUUUGCCAUGAUCGGUACAAUCUACCUGUGGAUGUUCUGGCCCAGCUUCAACUCGGCCAUCACUGCUCAUGGAGAUGACCACCAACGCACUGCCCUCAACACAUACUACUCUCUGGCAUCCUGCACACUCGCCACAUACGCCUUCUCUUCUUUGGUCAACCAUGAAGGAAAACUCGACAUGGUGCACAUUCAGAAUGCCGCGCUGGCGGGCGGUGUCGCUGUGGGAACUGCUGGUGAGAUGAUGCUGACCCCGUAUGGCUCCAUGAUCGUGGGAUUUCUUGCUGGAACAAUCUCAGUGCUGGGGUAUAAGUACCUCACUCCUGUUUUAGAGUCAAAAUUAAAGAUCCAAGAUACGUGUGGUGUUCAUAACCUACAUGGCAUGCCUGGCAUCCUGGGCGCCAUCGUCGGAGCCGUCACUGCUGCUGCAGCAACAACUUCUGCGUAUGGCAAAGGAAUGAAGGAUGUGUUCCCCGAUUUCCAGGAAACAGGAGCAUCUGGUCAGGGUUUGAUGCAGGCCAUCUCUUUAGCUGUCACACUAGGCAUGGCUCUGUUUGGUGGACUCAUUGUUGGGUUCAUUCUUAAGCUGCCCAUUUUUGGAGCCCCACCGGACACUCAGUGCUUUGAGGAUGGAAUCUACUGGGAGUUGCCAGGAGAAGAGGAGACCGGCGAUGAGCUGACAGCUGUGAAUUCAGCGGAAGAAUCAGAGAAACUCAACGGUUAAACGAUGUCUACCUUGAGAAUGAGUGAAUGUGUGUGUGUGCACGUGCGUGUGUCUGCGUAUGUGUACUGAUUUACCUCUGAAACACUCAGGGUCUCCACUCAGUGCUGAGUGUCACUGCUGCACCCUCCACGGUUCACUCAAUAGGCAUGGAUUUUAUACACUUUUCUAUUCAAUCGUGGGGAAACGUGUGAUGGUUUAGUAAUUUGGUCAAGUAUGGAGAACACCUUUAUACACAGACGUGUUAUUUUACAUGUUUUUCAGAUUAAUUUCUGUAUCGAACUCAGUGAAGUAUUUUAUCCAUCCAUAUGAAAUGUAAACAAAAUGUGUUUUAUAUGAUUUUUAAACAAAGACCUCCAACA